This is a messenger RNA of Schistocerca gregaria, 965 nucleotides long. RefSeq lists its product as uncharacterized. Lineage: Eukaryota; Metazoa; Arthropoda; Insecta; Orthoptera; Acrididae. The coding region runs from base 257 to 871 and encodes 204 amino acids. The transcript has 10 exons. The record is from RefSeq and is a predicted model, not a curated record.
CUUAUUUUGUUUUGUUAGGCAGCGACUCGCUUAAGCGAUUCUAUUACGUUUCACAUAUGCUGCGGUUAAAAAUUUUAAAUGCGACGACGUCUACUGAAAAUUCCUUGUCAGACUAAAAGGAGCUUUGCCUUGAUUGUAAGGCUAAUUCCGGAAAUGGAAAUUCCCUGCCCGAUUUUACCACUUGUCGAACAACCAACUAGCCUGGUAUUUGCUUCAAGUGAUCUAAAAACUCAGCAGGUGUUCGAGGAACUGAGGAAUGAAUCUGAACGACUGGCUGAGAGACAUGUCGGCUUUUGAACCGAUGGUUUUGCAAUUUCUGGACGCGAGGCGGGAGUCCCUGAUGGAGCUGAUGGUGUCUGUGGCCCGCGAGGCAGAGGAAGCCGUCGUUGCUGUCAAAACGUCCUACGACGACCUGAUAGAGAUGGUGCAAGAAGUGGACAGAAAUGCUUCAGAAUGGGUGGAGACCAACUUUGAAGAUGCGCCCGCUGUUCUCAUGGUGGCUAUCAUGAUUGUAAUGUUCGUCACUGUCAUGGCGGUUGUAUGGGGCAAGGAAACAUUAGAGCAACAAGCAGAGGAAGACUUGAAAGUCAUAGAAGAGGAAAGAACAAUGGAUGAUGACAUGCUGGAACUGAUUAAAUCAAAAUUAACUCUUACAAAGCAGCUUGAUGAUAUUGCCGUAAUUCAAGAUGAAGCAAGAAAGGAGAUUAUAAAAGAUGCACUUGCCUUAGCCAUUCUCAGUGACAGACUUAGUGUAAUCAACAAUAUAAAGAAAGAUAUUCCCUCUUCUGAAAAGGAAAAUGUAAUGCCAAAAGAAAACACAGAAAUACAAGUGCAAUCACAAGAAGACAACAGUGUGACUCUGUCAUCAUAAUGCCAUUAUAAAUACUGUGUGUGUGCGUGUGUAAAUUCUUGUACAAAUAUUUGUUAUGAGUUUUGUUAAAAAAAAUCAUUCGAGUGACAUUAGU